Messenger RNA from Oryzias melastigma (Indian medaka), 1155 nucleotides. It is a transcript of the gene cfd, whose product is annotated as complement factor D (adipsin). The coding region runs from base 103 to 930 and encodes 275 amino acids. The record is from RefSeq and is a predicted model, not a curated record. Gene Ontology annotation, biological process: proteolysis. Gene Ontology annotation, molecular function: serine-type endopeptidase activity. The transcript has 5 exons. Lineage: Eukaryota; Metazoa; Chordata; Actinopteri; Beloniformes; Adrianichthyidae.
UCUCCAACUCCCACAUGUGUCUUGUGCAACUUCUCUGUUUAUGUUUCCCCUCUUCCUUUAAAAGAGCACACUAGCUGCUUUGGAGGCAGUUGAAACGGCAUCAUGGAGAGAGAAGUGCUUCUGGUUGCUGCCUUGUUUAUUGUCACCCUCUUUUCUCGCACUGAGUGCAUCGUCGGUGGCAGAGAGGCAGAGCCGCACUCUCGGCCUUACAUGGCCUCCAUCCAGGUCCCAGAGGGAGACGCUCUGAAGCAUGAAUGUGGAGGCUUUGUGAUUGCAGAUCAGUGGGUGAUGACAGCCGUGCACUGUCUGCCGAACGGGCCAAACGGGAGGAAGGUCGUACUGGGUCUCCAUUCCCUGAGUCAGCCGGAAGAGACAAAACAAACCUUUGACAUUUUGGAACUUCACAAUCAUCCUAACUUCAACCUGGAUAAUUUUGAUAAUGACAUUUCUUUGAUCAAGUUGGAUCGCCCGUUCAACACCUCUGAAGCUGUUCAAGCUGUGCAGUUCCUGCGAGCCGGCGGCACAAACCCUGAAGCCGGUGCCGAGGUUGAGACUGCUGGCUGGGGCUCUCUGGACAACUUGGGGUCCAGACCGGACAAGCUGAGAGAGGUGGUGAUCGAAGUGAUUCGCCCCACUCGAUGCUCGCGCAGUGACUACUUUGGUUCGAAGUUUACCAGCAACAUGAUGUGUGCAAAUAAAGUCUGCAAGGACCCUUGCGACCAACCCUUCCGUGUUCAGGAUGGCUGUGAUGGAGACUCUGGAGGCCCUCUGCUCUACAACAAUGUUGCAGUGGGUAUCACCUCCAAUGGAGGGAAGAAGUGUGGCCAAGUCAAAAAGCCAGGAAUAUACACCAUCAUCUCCCUCUACACUGAGUGGAUAGACAGCAUCAUGGCCCCACCGCCUGCAGAAACACAAGACCAGAGAAGCUGAAUGCAGGAAACGGCUGCAGUCUGCAGAGAGUUCACUGUCUGAGCCACAGAUCUGCUUUUCUACCCCCCAGCACAGACCAAAAGCUGCUUCAAUUUGGUUUUGUGUGAGGAAAAUAUGCAUGGCUUAAAUUAACAACACAAACGGCAGUAUCUGCAGUACCAAAUACUAACCAAGAACAUGUAUCCCCCCAUCUUUUGAGAUGAAUAAAACACUGAAAAAAGAACA